Molecule: messenger RNA, 3176 nt
Organism: Thunnus maccoyii (southern bluefin tuna)
Lineage: Eukaryota; Metazoa; Chordata; Actinopteri; Scombriformes; Scombridae
Product: taste receptor type 1 member 1-like
Exons: 6
Coding region: 690-3176 (828 amino acids)
Biological process (GO): G protein-coupled receptor signaling pathway
Cellular component (GO): membrane
Molecular function (GO): G protein-coupled receptor activity
Source: RefSeq, a predicted model, not a curated record
AUAUAUUUCAGUGCAGUUAAUGAUUGACUUAACAAUUUUAAUACCCAACACACCCCUCAAAUUUUAGAGAAAUACAAGAAAAAGACGAUGCAAAGCAAAAGAGUGAUAUAACUGGAAAAAUGAAAUGAAUUAAUGUGCACCAACAAAACAGGCCACAUUCACAAGUACUAGUGAUUACCAUUCUGUUAUUACCUUUAACCUUCCAUUUCAAGCAUAACUUCCUCCUAAAAUCUCUCUAAAACCAUUUGUGGGCAUUAUUAGCUUAACUUGUUUAAGCCAGAGCUGCUGUAGACACAGAAAAAGUGUCUCCCAUGAAUGUCAAACAUAAAUAUUUCUCAUUUUAAUUUCUGUCACACAUUCUGAAUUUAAAGCAUGAGUGCAUUUGACAUUUCACCUUAAAGACGGGAUGUAUUGUUAUGUUUAAUUUCUAACAUUACCAUGAUAGAGACAUUCAACCUUACCUUACUUGCACAUAUUGUUAACACCUGUGUAUGUAUAUACAUCACAGGCUGUCUGUACAGCAGCAGAUUAGAUGCUUUUGCAUACUGAUUUGUGAAUUCUCCUCCAACCAUGUAUAGGUAAAUAUAUAUGACGCCUCAUGCAAACCCAAGUGCAUGGAAAUGAUCACUGAGGCUUAAACAUCACCAGUGUCUCACGACAUCCUAUUAGAGUUCACAUCAGAAAGGGAAAUGGUAACUACAACAAUGAAACAUUUUCUAGCUUCUCUGUGUCUACUGGAAUCUCUUCUUCAUGCCUUGACUCAAUGCACUGUCCCAGCCUCAGAGUUCCAGCUGGAAGGAGAUUAUUUGAUAGGUGGACUUUUUGAUGUUCAUCAUGCCAGUGGCCUUGUUAAUCAUUACAGACCAGAAGCCAUCGACUGCUCCAGUAAACCCUUAAUUCUGUCAAGUUACCGGAGGUUUCAGUUGAUGAGAUUCACUGUGGAGGAAAUCAAUAACUCUACCAGCCUCCUGCCAAAUGUAUCUCUUGGCUAUAAGAUAUUUGACCACUGCUCAGAUACACAGAAUUUCCCAGAUAUUUUUAACCUCAUUUCAGUCAAUGGCUUGAUCAAAUCUCGGGGUGACACACACAUGAAUGUGUCUACAGUGUCCAAAGUGAUAGCAGUGGUUGGUCCUUAUACCAGCACUCAAUCCCUUUCUGUAGCCCCACUCUUCAUGGUGGAUCUCAUUCCUAUGGUCAGUUAUGGAGUUGCUAGUUCUGUUUUUUCAAGAAAAAAAAACUUUCCCUCUUUCCUACGAACAGUGCAUCCCAAUAAAGACACCAUAGCAGUAAUUGUUAAAAUUGUGCAACACUUCAAGUGGCGCUGGGUUGCUUUCCUUAACAGUGAUAAUGAUUAUGGCAAUGAUGGCCUGGAAUUGUUCAUGAAGAUGAUAAAGGAUACUGAGAUCUGCCUGGCAUACACCAAAGGCCUCAACAGUGAUACAAAUUACUCCCCAAUUUUCAGACAGAUAAAGGCACAGGAGGUACAGGUCAUAAUUGUUUUUGCCCCUGAAUGGACUGCUGAAGCUCUCAUUGAGUCAGCAAUAAAACUGAAUGUCGAAAACAAGGUGUGGAUAGCAGGAGAUGCAUGGUCCUUAAACAAGAGGCUCCCAAAGGAGAAAGGAAUCGAAACCAUUGGAACUAUACUUGGGGUUGCUGAGCCAGUAGUGACAAUACCUGGUUUCAGGGAUUUUGUCUUUUCCUCUAAAAGCCAGACUCAAUGUGAAAAUGCAGAACAACAGAUGUUUUCUAAUCAGAUUUGUAACUGCAGUGACCUGAGUCCAGAAAAGGUCAUUGCUGAAGACCCAUCUUUCUCUCUUCCUGUUUAUUCUGCUGUAUAUGCCAUCGCUCAUGCCUUACACAAUGUCUUGCAAUGUGGAGCUGGAAGAUGCAAUGACAAUAUUACAGUCUACCCAUACAUGGUUCUAGCAGAGCUGAAGAAGUCAAACUUUACUCUUUUAAACAAGAGUAUUCAGUUUGAUGAGAACGGUGACCCCACAUUCGGAUUCUAUUCUAUAAUUUACUGGAACAACAGUGGUGAUGCAGAGGAGAUCGGCUUUUAUAAAUUUCCCCCAACAUUCGAUUUCUUCAUCAACAACACCAAAAUCCAGUGGUUCAAAAAGAGAGAAGUGCCAUCUUCACUAUGUUCCCCAGAAUGUCCUGUAGGAUAUGCAAAAAGGCCAGAUGGAAUCCAUAAAUGCUGCUUCACUUGUGAAAUCUGUCUGAAUGGAACUUAUAUCAACAACACAGAGGAUCCCUACAAGUGCAUCAACUGUAAGGAGACAGAGUGGUCCACAGAAGGAAGUACAUCAUGCAGUCUGCGGUUGGUGGAGUACAUCCCACUGACAGACAGCGGGGCUAUACUGACCAUGAUUGGGGCCUGCACCUUGGUGGGCCUCGCACUAGCCACAUCUGCUCUCUUUGCCAUCAACUACAAUACACCUGUUGUCAGAUCUGCUGGGGGACCAAUGUGCUUCUUAAUUUUAGGUUCCCUCAGUCUGUGUAGUUUUAGUAUAUUCUUUUACUUUGGUAAGCCAACUAUUCCCUUUUGUAUCUUAAGGUUCCUACCAUUUUCAUUGUUCUAUGCUGUCUGUCUUGCAUGUUUUGUAGUGCGCUCUUUUCAAAUUGUUUGCAUUUUCAAAAUAGCUGCCAAGUUCCCCAAUCUCUACAGUUGGUGGAUGAAAUAUCAUGGACAAUGGCUGGUCAUCAUAGUGGCAUUUGUUACUCAGGCACUCUUACUUCUUUUUGGCUAUUUUUAUGGACACCCCAAGCCAAGCAAUGAAAUGAAUUGGUAUCCAGACAAAAUCAUACUUGGCUGUGACAUCAAUCUCAAAGUAUUCUCUGGUCCUGUGAUUUUACUUGUAUUUCUGUCCUCCCUUUGCUUUAUUUUCUCCUACAUGGGAAAAGACCUCCCAAAAAAUUACAAUGAGGCCAAAGCGAUAACCUUCUGCCUGCUCCUGCUGAUCCUCACCUGGAUCAUCUUUGCCACUGAAUCAAUACUUUACCGUGGAAAGUACAUCCAAACUCUUAACGCUCUGGCAGUACUGUCCAGUCUCUACUCCUUUCUGUUGUGGUAUUUCCUCCCAAAAUGUUACAUCAUCAUUUUUCAACCCCACAGAAACACACAGCAGUACUUUCAAGGUCUCAUUCAAAGUUAUACCAAAACAAUUAGCCAGUAG